Messenger RNA from Musa acuminata subsp. malaccensis (wild Malaysian banana), 1607 nucleotides. Its product is annotated as phosphoenolpyruvate carboxylase kinase 2-like. Gene Ontology annotation, cellular component: nucleus; cytoplasm. NCBI's taxonomy places the organism in Eukaryota, Viridiplantae, Streptophyta, Magnoliopsida, Zingiberales, Musaceae. Gene Ontology annotation, biological process: intracellular signal transduction; protein autophosphorylation; peptidyl-serine phosphorylation. Gene Ontology annotation, molecular function: ATP binding; calcium-dependent protein serine/threonine kinase activity; calmodulin binding. The record is from RefSeq and is a predicted model, not a curated record.
AGUUCAAGAUUCGUGGAGAUCCCAUCCGUCCGAUUGUAAGACCGCCUGAUCUGACCGUCCACGUCGUCAAAUAUGUGAGGGAAUAGUCCCGGUAGGAUUGGCACCCGCUUCGCUUUAUAGUAUGCCAAGCUACGAUGUGCAUAAGCAGCGGUUUAGAGAGAGAGAGUGUGAGAGAAAGGGGUGAUUUUGGACCGUAGAGGUCGAAUCGGAGCGCUAUGAGCGGCCCAUUGAUGAGGGACUACGAGAUCGGGGAGGAGAUCGGGCGGGGGCGGUUUGGGGUGGUGCGGCGGUGCAGAUCGGCGGCCACGGGGGAAGAGUUCGCCCUGAAGUCGAUCGAGAAGUGCCUCCUCGCCGACGCCGUCGACCGCGAGUGCGCGGAACGGGAGCCCAAGGUCCACCACCUCGCCGCCUCCGGCAACCCUCACGCGGUGCAGAUCCACGCCGCCUACGAGGACGAGGCGUGGGUGCACCUCGUGGUGGAGCUCCUCGAUGGACCAGACCUCUGCGACCGGAUCGCCGCCCGAGGGGGGACGCCUUUCGCGGAGCCGGAGGCGGCGGCGUUGGUGGCCUCGCUGGCUGAGGCCGUGGCGGCGUGCCACCGGGGAGGGGUGGCGCACCGGGACGUGAAGCCGGACAACGUGCUCUUCGACGCGAGGGGCCGGCUCAAGCUGGCCGACUUCGGGUCGGCGGAGUGCUUCGUGGGCGACGGCGGGGACCGGGUGCCGAUGAAGGGCAUCGUGGGGACGCCGUGGUACGUCGCACCGGAGGUGGUGGCUGGCAAGGCCUACGGGGAGAAGGUGGACGUUUGGAGCUUGGGGGUGGUGAUGUACAUGUUGCUGGCAGGGGGGUUGCCGCCCUUCUACGGAGAGACAGCGGCGGAGACCUUCGAGGCGGUGUCGAGGGCCAAUCUGCGGUUCCCGCCGAGGGUCUUCCGUUCGGUGUCUCCGGCAGCGAAAGACCUGCUGCGGCGGAUGCUCUGCAAGGACGUCUCCAGAAGGUUCUCCGCCGAUCAAGUCCUCAGGCAUCCAUGGAUUACAAAUGGAGGAAUGAGUCCAGCAGAAGGAGCAACCCGAGACGCAUCGCUCUCCGCCGAUAGGCACGACGGUACUCUUUUGGCCUGCGUCGCUUGUGACUGAGUCCGUGGAGGUCGCCAUUUUGCGUGAGGUGCGGUGGAUCUUCUCCACCAGAGUGUACAUAGUAAUGUAAAAGCUUCAGUCACCGUCCCUUUUCUCAUGUAUAAAGCGGAGCUUUUGCCUUGCAUUCCAAGACAGGGGAUUCGAUAGGUGCACUCUCUUAUUCUCUUCCAGAAGGCGAAGGUGAGCUGCCGGCAAACUCCACUAACCAUUCCUUCUUCACCUCGGCCUGGUUUGGCAGGUGCCUUCAAAACCAGAUGCUGCAUGGAGGUGUUUUGAGCCUUGGCAUGCACUUGGACACCUGUGGUCUGUAUGCCACUGGGAAAAGCUUGCCCCUGACCAUGGACGCUUGAUUGCUGUGGUUCACUGUUCAAGGAGCUGCCCUUGCUUGGCACUUGUGAGUACCUGCCAUGGCAUGUUGCUUUGAUACCUAUUUGCUCUCGAUGAUACUUUAACUGAUCCCCAGUCAUAUCA